AUGAAGGCCCAGUGCGUUUCUUGCUGGCUCCUGGGCAUGGCACUUAUCCUCUGCUCUGUGCACACCCGCAGUCUCAGGAGAUGUCUGAUUUCUGUGGACAUGCGCCUUAUAGAAAAGAGUUUCCAGGAAAUCAAAAGAGCCCUGCAAACUAAAGACACCUUCCAAAAUAUCACCAUCCUGUCCACACUGGAGAAUCUGAGGAGCAUUAAGCCUGUAGAUGUCUGCUGCGUGACCAGCCACCUCCUGACCUUCUACAGAGACAGGGUGUUCAAGGACCAUCAGGAGACAAGCCCCGAGGUCGUGAGGAGAAUCAGCGGCAUUGCCAACUCUUUCCUCUACAUGCAGAGAACUCUGGAGCAAUGUCAGGCCCGCAGUCAAUGUCACUGCAGUCAGGAAGCCACCAACGCGACCAGAAUCAUCCACGACAACUACGAUCAGCUGGAGGUCUCAUCUGCUGCCCUUAAGUCUCUAGGAGAGCUAGACAUCGUUUUAGCCUGGAUUGACCAGAAUCAUCGAGAGACUUCUGCAGCUUGACACUAAGUGCCUUGUCUGAUUAUCUAGGGAUACACAACCCACCGUGAGCUCCCUCCCUCUCCCUUCUUCUCUCCCUCCUGGCCUCCCCCUCCU
Messenger RNA from Peromyscus eremicus (cactus mouse), 627 nucleotides. RefSeq names its product interleukin 19 (gene Il19). The record is from RefSeq and is a predicted model, not a curated record. NCBI's taxonomy places the organism in Eukaryota, Metazoa, Chordata, Mammalia, Rodentia, Cricetidae. The coding region runs from base 1 to 534 and encodes 177 amino acids. The transcript has 5 exons.